AUGCAACACAUCACGCUCGCCGGUGUGACUAUAAGUCUUGGCUGCCUCGCGGCCACGGUAGCAGCCUCUCCCCAGAACUACGAGUCGCAGGCCUACUGCAGCCAGACCAUUUCGAGGGACGUUGCUGUGAUUGGCGGCGGUGCUUCGGGUGCUCACGCCGCAGUCUGGCUCCGUGACAACGGUCACAGUGUCGUUGUUGUAGAGAAGGCCAGCCAACUUGGCGGCCACACCAACUUCUACCAUGACCCUGCCACGGGCAAGGACCUCAACGUCGGGGUGCAGGGCUGGAUGCAGUACCGGAAUUCCUAUGACUUCCCGCACCGGAUGAACGUGUCGACGGACGGGGCCAUGUCCAUGACCCCGAACACCAACAACUUCAUCAACUACAAGACCGGCAAACCCACCAGCUACACGCCGCCCUCCAAUUCGGAAGCGUAUGCCGCUUUGCAGAGGUACCUUGCCGUCCUCGAAAGGUACGAGGACAUGGUGCUGCCGGGCUUCUUCAAGUUCCCGGACCCGGCCAGCAUCCCCGAGGAUCUGCUCAUGCCGUUCGUGGACUUUGUCAAGAAGUACAACCUCGAGGCGGCGGUACCCACACUGUGGGACGCCACGGCCAUGGGGCUGGGCGACACCAUGAACGUGCCCACGGUGUGGGUGAUGCAGGCGUGCGGCGCGCCCUUUGCCCGCGCCCUGCUGGGCCUGGUCCCCUCGGUGGUCCCGCCCUCGGGCCGCAUCUACGACCUGUACGAGGCCGUCGCCAAAUUCCUGGGCAAGGACGUGCUGUACUCGAGCACCGUCGUCUCGGCCACCCGUCCGACCAACCUGAAACAAAAGGUUUCUUUGAAGGUCAAGAACAACAAGGGCGCGGUAACCUGCAUCGAGGCCAAGCGGCUAUUGAUUGCCAUCGAGCCGACGCCUGAAAACAUGGCGCCCUUCAACCUGGACAAGAACGAACAAUCCGUCCUGUUCAAGUUCCAGUACCCCACUGUCUACGCCGCCGUGCUGCGGCACCCUUCCCUGCAACCCCUCAACGCCUACUCCAACCGUGUCCCCUCUGCGGCGCAGCAGAACAACACCGAAUUCCCUGUAGCCCCCCAGCUGGGCCGCAUCGAGUACAUUGGCGGCACCGAGGAUCUGUUCUUGCUGACUGCCGUCGGCACCGCCAAAGACACGACCGAGAGCAUGAAGGACCUUGUCAACAAGCAGGUCAACACCAUGAUCUGUGCGGGCACGCUUCCGGCAACUGGAAAGGGGAAGAAGGUGGCUUUUCCUAUGUUUUCGAACCAUGGCAAGAUGCAUGCCCAUGUCUCGGCUGAUGAGCUCCGUGGUGGGUUCCUGCAGAAGUUGUAUGCCCUGCAGGGGCCCAGGAAUACGUGGUACACGGGCGCGGCGUUCUCGGCGGGGUUCUCGACUGUGCUAUGGGAGUUCAAUAAGGAGUUGUUGCCGAAGGUUGUUGAGGGGUUGUAA
This is a messenger RNA of Canariomyces notabilis, 1467 nucleotides long. Its product is annotated as fumarate reductase/succinate dehydrogenase flavoprotein-like protein. Bases 1 to 1467 code for a protein of 488 amino acids. The transcript is spliced from 2 exons. The record is from RefSeq and is a predicted model, not a curated record. NCBI's taxonomy places the organism in Eukaryota, Fungi, Ascomycota, Sordariomycetes, Sordariales, Chaetomiaceae. Gene Ontology annotation, molecular function: oxidoreductase activity.